ACUGAUGUUUCGGGUCGGGUGAGAGGGCGGAGUGGUGUUGCAGUAGCGCAGGCUGAGUGUGAGUGGUUGCAUGGCGCUGUGUGUGUGAAUGUUAGUGAGUUUAUCAGGGUUUUACUGGGUUUACUGGGUUUUACUGGGUUCAGGAAGGUUCUGGGUGUCUGUGAGGAGCCGCAGAAGAUCAGCAGGAGCAGCAGGAGAUCAGUAUGGCCUGCGGGAGAGCGUGUCUGAUCCUCCAGCGCCGUCUGGCGACGAGCGCGGCAGCGGAGCGCGUUUCAGCCGCGGAGGUUCGCAGCUGGAGGAGCACCCUGUUCUCUAAAGAGCAGGAGCGCCAGCGUUCCCUUUAUCCACGGAUAGAGAAGAUCGAGGUCACCAUGCAGGGAGCGGGGGUGCAGGGGACACUUCUAGUAAUGAACAAAGGCCUGUCCACCCCGUACAGCUGCUCCAGACAUUUGACAGAUUGGCACGUGAGCAGUGCGGCUCUGGCCCUGGUGGACGGAGAGCCGUGGCACCUUCACCGGCCGCUCACCCGCUCCUGCUCCCUCACUCUGCUCACCUUUAAAGACGCCAACCCUCAGCUUCCCAACCAGGCGUAUUGGCGAUCCUGUGCAGCUUUGUUGGGUCAGGUUCUGGAGGGUGCCUUUAAGGAGGAGUACAAUGUGGAGCUGUUGAGGAUUCCUGAAGUACCGGUGACUGCAGGAGCUUUCUGCUGUGAUUUUGUUCUGGACCCUCAAUUGGAUGCCUGGACCCCCACAGAGGAGAGCCUGCGCUCUUUCACUCGGGACGCUAAUCAGCUCAUCCAUCAAAACUUACCGUGGGAACCUCUGGAGGUGGCGCCCCCUGUAGCCCUGGAGAUAUUCUCUCACAGCAGGUGUAAACAAGAAGAGGUGGAGGAAAAAGCAGCUCAGAGCCCAAACGGCACAGUGUCAUUAUACAGGUGUGGGCAUCAUGUGGUGCUGGCUGGAGGCCCCCUGGUGGGCAGAACAGGCCUGUGCUCUCAGUACGAGGUUACAGCUCUGCAUACAGUGGGAGAAGGACCCUGGGGUUUACAGCGCCGCGCACAGGGACUCUCCCUGCCUGUUAACCUAACGGCUCAUCAUACAGUGUGGAGGAGGCUGAAGCAGAGAGCAGAGAAGCUGGUCGAGAUACACUCAUCUGUGGCCAGUGAAACAAGUGAAACAGAGACCAUACCCACUUCCUCAGAAGCCACAUCCUCUUCUUCCCAGCCAUGAUGUUCGUCCACCCAUAUAUAAUUGUCAUUUGUGUAUUAUAAUGUUGAAUAAACAUAUGCAGCCUUGUA
This is a messenger RNA of Astyanax mexicanus (Mexican tetra), 1297 nucleotides long. RefSeq names its product mitochondrial ribosomal protein L39 (gene mrpl39). The record is from RefSeq and is a predicted model, not a curated record. Lineage: Eukaryota; Metazoa; Chordata; Actinopteri; Characiformes; Acestrorhamphidae. The transcript is spliced from 10 exons. Gene Ontology annotation, molecular function: RNA binding; nucleotide binding. Gene Ontology annotation, cellular component: mitochondrion. Bases 204 to 1229 code for a protein of 341 amino acids.